AUGGCCAUCACUGUGGAUCGUCGCCAACGUAGAAUCAUCCGACUCGCCCAAGAAUGGAACGUCCCUCUACCCUCGGCUGCUCCAGCACGCCUCGAGCGACCAGCCAGCCUGCCUUCCCACCGGACACCCACCGACGACCACACCGCUGAGGACCUUCUCCAACGCCAUGCGAUAGAGCUCUCCCAGGCCCGGCCAAAGAGUGGCCUGCAAAGAGCCUUUUCAACCAGCAACCUCAAGAAGGGCAAGCAUUGGGAGCCAAAGCAUAUCCUCCAGGUCCUCACGACGUGGACCGCCCAAGCGGGAUCGGCUGGCGUGGCCGAGGCCCUCAUCGCCAAGCUGACGGCCUCGGGCGUUGACUUGGGUGCCAUGUCCAUGCAAAAAUCAAACCUUCUAAGUCGACGACGAAGUGUUGAUGGGGCCAUGGAUAAGGCUAAGCUCAUGAGACUCGCGGUACAGAACAACCAACUGGAAAUGGUCCAAGUUCUUGUCCCGUACGCCGACCCCAUGUCACUCGACGCUUGUCUCCCCCUGGCUGUAAGACAAGGCAAUACUCCCAUCGUCGAGCUCCUGUUGCAAUUUGGCGCCAACAUCUCGCAAACGGCUGAAGGCCAGGAUGCCUUUCGCCAAGCUUGCAAUAUCUCAAUGUUGGCAGACAUGGUCAAGCUCAUUCUACAGUCAGAAGGCAGGCCGUCGUCGUCCCUCGCAUCACAGUCCAUGGUGGACGCUACAAGGAUAGGAAGCAUGGAAAUGGUCACGCAUCUCAGCCGUUCAGUGGCUGAUGGCGACUACAACCAGGCGGAGGCUCUUCGACUUGCCGUCAGCAUGGGGCGCGGCGACAUCUCUCUUGCCAUCAUUAUGGGAAACAGGCCUCCACAGGUCCCAGGCGUGAGCCAGGCUUUCGAAAACACGCUCAACAGUUCCACUUUGACACCGGGGAUAAAGCUGCAGCUGGCAGAGCUGCUCAUCUGUGCCGGCGCGGAUGGGCAUGUGCUAUCGCACGCUCUUCAGGUUGCCUGCGACUCUCAGUUCUAUGAGGUGGCGAAGCUUUUGGCUUCCUACGGAGUAUCCAUAGAGUACAACAACGCCGCUGCACUGAGAAACGCCAUACAAAAAAGGCAACUGGACCUGGUUUACUCUUUGGUGACCGACUCUGCGACAUUGUCGCCGUCUACAGCCUCUAGUUGUGUCUUGUCAAUACCUCAACAGAUCGCCCAGGCCGAUCGGUACAUGCUACUUGACUUGCUGUUGCGGAAGGGCGCCAAAGGUCGGCCUUUGGAUGACAUGCUCAUCGUCGCUGCCGAAGCCGGCGACACCAACUCAGUCGAGCUUCUGCUGAAACCCUUCUUUCCUGAGCCGUCUUCAAACGGAGCGAAUGGUAUGAGCGGUGAUCGGAGCACGUCUCAGAUGCUACAUCGCCAUGAGGUCGCGUCCCCUGACUAUCGGGAAGGCCAUGCGUUGCGAACGGCCGUGCUGCGGUUGGACACAACUAUGACGGCCAGGAUCCUCGCUAGCCAGCCUUCGGCUGACACUUUAACCAGAGUCUUCCCCCUGACCAAGAAUCUGACGGCCGCAGACCGCUACGAGAUGGUGGAGCUGUUUCUCAAGGGAGCCUUGUCAGGGCCACCGCUGCAUGCCGCACUCCAGGACGCCAUCAGCGAGGAUGUCUCGUCCAGGGACGAUGCGCUCAUCGGGCUCCUAUUGCAACACGGGGCGGACAUCAACUACAACCGAGGUCAAGGUUUGCAAUCCGUGAUCCUUCAAGCUGAUCUGCCACUUUUCGAGACGCUCAUACACAGAGCAUCGCCUCAAACCGCGGCCGCUCGAAUCGCGGAUGUCAUGAAGGUUCCCGAACACCGCACGCGGUAUGGAAUGAUGGUGUUGCUUCUCGGAGCCGGGGCGUCCAUUGAUAUUGAAGGAACAACAACUGGUCUUGCUGAGACGUUGAAGGAGAAGCCCGUCGACAUGUCAUUGUUAAGGUUGAUGCUGCAGCAAGGCAAUCCAGACGUGAACAGCAGCCGCUACAACGUCAUCAACGCAGCUGUAGGCAAUCCAGAUCCCAAGGUUCUUGAGCUGGUUCUUGGUCUUGGGAAGCCAAAUGCAGAGACUAUAUCCAGGGGCCUCUUGGAGGCGUCAUCACUGCCACCCUCGGACGGCAAGACGUGGAAGAUGCAAAUUGCACUUGCCAAAUCGAGAAGGCCGGAGGAUCUUUCGACCCUUCUAACCAACGAAGUGCAUACCCUGACACAAAGUAGCUCGCGAGCACUGUCAUUGUCCACAAUCAAGAUGCUCUUGGAUAAGGGAGCCGACGUCAAUCGAGGCCCAACACUGUGUCAUGCUGUGUCGAGCGGCAGCACUGCAAUCACGGACACUCUCCUGGAAAGCCCGAAGCCUCCAACACAAGCAACACUCGAUCCUGCUUUGCCUCACGCGCUCAAGCUAUCUGACCUGAUGGACCGCUUGUCCUUCACAAAGAAGCUCAUUGCGGCAGGGGCAUCACCUCUGCAGAUCAACAGAGGAUUGAUUCAUGCAGUUGAGCACUACACAGAGGACGUAUCUCUUCUGGGUGUUUUGGCCGAUAAGGCUGAUACCACGGACGGCGAGGCUUUGGCCAUGGCUGUUUCAAAAGAGGCGUCAGAUGUGAUCGACCUGUUACUGAGCAAGUCGAAGCACACGCUAGACGUCAAGCACUCAGCCUUGGCCCGCACAAUGAGCAUCCGCGAUCGAGCAUCUCGCAAGGGCAUAUGCGCGCGGCUUCUCGAAGACGGCAUCUCAAAGGAGGAAGCAUCAAAUGCUCUCCUGAUCGCUGCGAGGGACGGCGACAUCGACCUGGGCAAUAUCCUCAUGGCUCAUGGUGCUAGUAUUUCAAGCAACGGGGGUCAGGCCAUCAUUGAGGCCUGCCGAGGAGGUAGUGCCGACGUCGUCGAGGUUUUACUGAAGAGCGAAGGCCAGGUGCACAAGGUGACAUUGGAGAAAGCAUUCCAGGCAGCGACCGAAGUGCGAGAUCUCAACAAGAGGGCCGUCAUUUUCGAAAAGUUGCUGCGGAAAGGGGUAUCAGGCGAGCCAGUCGACGCGCAACUGACAUUCGCUGCACGCUACGGCGAGGCAGGACAUGAGGUCCUCCGAGUUCUGCUUGCUGCCGGGGCAGAUCCCAACUACCAGAGCGGCGAGGCUGUCUUGGUCGCAACACGAACCGCGUUCAUGCGGAAUCUUGAGCUGCUCUUGGGGUUGUGGGAUCAGGAAGGCAGGCAAAAGAAAGCUUCGCAGCCAACACUUUUGCGUGCUUUUGAAACCUGUUGGGGACUGAAUCGCGAUACACGGCACAACAUCAUUAUUGAUCUGUUCAAAGCUGGUAUGCCGGUGGUGGACCUUGUACACGCCGCCUUGAACGAUGCUGUCAACGAAGAGGACUGCGAAGACAGGUUGAUUCAACUGCUGCUUGAUCAUGGGGCCUCGCCAACUGCCAACGAGUGCAAAGCCCUCAUCAAUGCGGUAAGGAAGGGCGCAUCAUCCUCCAUCAGCGUUCUACUCAGCCGGCCUUUGCCAGCAGAGGCGCUCAAUUAUACAUUUGCUCACAGUUAUGCACCGGACAGCUUCACAUCCUGGUUCUCUCAGAAUGGUAUACAAACUAUUCGAGUUCUCCUGGAACACGGAGCUCAGGGUGGCGCUCUGAGCCAAAUGGCACUACAAGUCAUGAACAAUCACGCGCCAGACACGGCAGAUCUGGCGGACGAGUUCAUAACUUUGUUGACAUCGCAUGGCCUCGAUGUGAACUACAACAGGGGCGAGCCCCUCCAAGUGGCUGCGUCCCAAGCAAACGUUGGCUGGACGAAAGAGCUCCUGGCCUUGCAUCCUUCGACUGAGUCAUUGUCAUUCGCCUUUCAGCACAUUUUCGACACCGCACUCGACCAAGAUGACGCCCUGCAGCUAUUCGAGCUCUUCGCAGACUACCGCGACGGCGAAACUAGAGUGGAUGUCAUGGCGCAGAAGCCAGAUGCGGCCCCCGUGCUGGUGCAGGCCAUGACACAGUAUCCCAGGUCUGUCGUGAUUCUCAAGACAUUGCUCGAUACUGGUUUCUACCAUGAUCAAGCCACAUUUUACCAAAUCUACGAUGACAUUGGUGACCAGGAGCAAAUGACCCUUCUCACCUGGGCCAUUGCACAGCCCCAGAAAAAGAUCAGCUCGUCACUCAUUGAGUUGCUGUUGGAUCGCGGUGCCAAUGUCAAUUUGGAGACUCCCUUAUCGCGGACAACGCCCUUAAUGCAGGCGAUCCAAACUCGCCGACCGGAUCUUGUGCGGAAACUGCUUCUUAGGGACGCAGAGGUCGACAUUGUGGACUACAAAGGACGCUCCCCGCUGUCGAUGGCUACAGACAUUGGCGGUAAACUAGGCACCGAAAUGAUGGCUGACCUCCUCGCCGCGGAUCCCUCGAGAGACGAUGGGUCGCUACACAAUGCGGCCCGCUCCUUGAGCUUGGAUGUCGUCAGCGUGCUCAUACAGUCUGGUCACGAUCCAGAUUUCCCGAGCCCCUGUCACGAAGGCAGGAGUGCGCUGGGCGAGAUCUGUCUCAACGGCUCGGGUGCGGAACUAACCGCCGAGCGCGAGAAGAAGAUGCAAAAGGUGAUGAAUCUGCUCAUUGACCAGGGCUCCGAUCUCUCGAUAAAGACGCGAGGCAAGUCUCUGCUUUAUCUGUGCUUCGAUGCGCGCGAUCCCGUGGCAACAAGCCGCAUCUUGCUCAAGGCUGGCAUGUGGAAGUUUAUCAACAAGCCCCUGAACCAGUAUACCGACGAGGACCACACGUACUCUCCGACCAUGUACGUCAAAAAGCUGCUGCAGGAAUCAGACCACAAAGAGGAGCUUCUGACUUUGCUGUAUGCCAACCGUGCUGUGGACGUGUACUACGCCCACACUGGCGCUCAGCCCGAGGAUGCGGUCGGUCUGCCUGAAGAUGUCAAAGUCGAGGAACGAGUCCGCAAAGCCCGUCUCAGCCGUUUGGCGGAGGAGAAUCAGGACUUUGCCCUGUCCCUCGCGCGGAAACGAGAGCUCGCCAGCGUGGAAGGACAGAUCUGGAAGCAAAAGGCCGAGAUGGAAGACGCCCGUCGCCGUCAGCUCCAGAACGAGGAUCUACUGGCCGUGCGGAACAGAGCGCAGCUCGAAGAAUCGCUCGAGUCCGCGACGCAUCGUCGACGUGUAUCCGAGCAGCGCUCUCUGACGGAGGCGUCUAUCUCCCGCACCAGGGCCAUUGCGGCAACCGAGUUCGACGCCGAGGAAGCGAAGCAGAGGAAGACGCUGGAAUGGCAACAGCGCCUCAACUCGGAGAGAGUGGACCACGUCAGGGCCAUUAGCGCCGUGACGAUUAGCGAGCGCGAGGAGCUCGAUCGACUGGAGAACAAGGCCGAUCAAAGGCUGAAGGGCCGACUGAGUCAACAGAAGAAACUCCUGGAUGUGCAAGAGAGACUCAAUCGUGGCGGCUCCCUGGGAUCAGCAAGUCAGAGACGGCAGAUUGAGGAAGCAGUAGACUGA
Messenger RNA from Emericellopsis cladophorae, 5520 nucleotides. Its product is annotated as NF-kappa-B inhibitor alpha-like protein. The record is from RefSeq and is a predicted model, not a curated record. Bases 1 to 5520 code for a protein of 1839 amino acids. The transcript is spliced from 2 exons. NCBI's taxonomy places the organism in Eukaryota, Fungi, Ascomycota, Sordariomycetes, Hypocreales, Bionectriaceae. Gene Ontology annotation, molecular function: protein binding.